Messenger RNA from Closterium sp. NIES-65, 861 nucleotides. NCBI's taxonomy places the organism in Eukaryota, Viridiplantae, Streptophyta, Zygnematophyceae, Desmidiales, Closteriaceae. The record is from the annotation of a GenBank genome assembly.
AUGCUUGUUGGGCUUCAGAGACUCGAGCUCACAGCAUGUCCGCAGCUGACUAGUCCCCCUAACGGUCUACCCAGUUCUCUUAGAACCCUCUACUUGGGGUUUUUCAUGCAAGGCUCUUCCCACUUAGUGGACAUCUCCCAACUUUCGCAGCUGAGGGUGCUGAAGCUGAACUGUGUUGGGGUGAUAUGUGGGCCUGCAGGGAGCAGCAGGCUGUUGUGUCUGCAGCAGCUGGAGCAGCUGGAGAUGCGGUUGGACCAUGGCAGCCAAGAGCUCCCAGUCCCCCUCACCUUGAUGUUUCUCCCUCGCCUGCACAACUUGCUGAUAGAGGCUCCCGGAAUGUGCAACCUCUCGGGAAAUCUGGGGGCAGCGUUGCCGCAACUGCGGCAGCUGACGCUGUUUCUUAGGUCAUCAGAGGAGCUACCAGGAAGCAUAGCGGAGCUCAACUCACUGACGUCAUUGAGGAUCGACAUCACGCUUGUGGCGCACAUCGUGGAGCAGACGCGCAUGUGGCUGAAGGCGCGGUACCUAAGCGCGGCACCUGAUCACACAUUCGGAAGCGGGGAGUACAUGACUCUACCCGAUUUCUUCUUGAAGCACCAGAAGCAGGACAAGCGCGAGAUGAAAGCUGAAGGCGUUGACUCCGAGGGAAAUCCGGUUUCGUUCAAGUUCGUUCUGCACGAGCGGCCAUUGAAAGGGCAGGAACUGGAGUGGUGGAUGCGUGAUCUCGCCAACCUGGAGGGGUCGAAGCUCUUCCACACCGCCUCUUACCUCACGGACGACGCCAAGCGCGUAGAGACGUUCAAGCGCUGGCUGGGCAAACUGCACAAACUCUAUCACGAGAAGCUGCCAGGUGUGUGGUGA